This is a messenger RNA of Paralichthys olivaceus (Japanese flounder), 866 nucleotides long. RefSeq names its product chymotrypsin-like elastase family member 2A. The record is from RefSeq and is a predicted model, not a curated record. Gene Ontology annotation, biological process: proteolysis. Gene Ontology annotation, molecular function: serine-type endopeptidase activity. Lineage: Eukaryota; Metazoa; Chordata; Actinopteri; Pleuronectiformes; Paralichthyidae.
CAAAAAUGAUUUGGCUUGUGCUUUUCCUGUCCUGCCUCGGGCUGAUUUGCGCUGAAGUACCCUUCAACCAUAAAGUUCACAAUCAGAGAGUCAUAGGAGGCAACGAUGCUAAACCCAACACCUGGAAGUGGCAGGCCUCUCUCCAGUAUGACCCGUACAGUGACUUUUACCAGCACAUCUGUGGAGGCACUAUUGUCAGUCCUUCCUUCAUCCUGACCGCAGCUCACUGUAUCCUCAGCAUGGAUGCUAGUUUGUACCGUGUGGUGGUGGGUGAGUAUAACCUGCUUCAGUAUGACGGCAGCGAGCAGUUCAGACGCGUGGAUGAUAUCAUUGUCCAUCCUGACUGGAAUGGAGAGCUUGGCAAAGGGAAUGAUAUGGCACUCGUGAGACUGGCUGAUCCUGUGUAUGACAAUGGCUAUGUGUCCAUUGCUGACCUUCCCUUCCCUGACCAGAUGCUGCCUCAUGAUUUCACCUGUUUCAUCACCGGCUGGGGGUUAAUUGACUAUGUAGGCAGCAUGCCUGCCAUUCUUCAGGUGGCUCCCAUCAACAUAGUGGAGCACUCAGUCUGCUCCCAGCCUAACUGGUGGGGCAGCAUUGCUCUGAGAACCAUGGUGUGUGCUGGAGGUGAUGGAGUCAUAUCAGGCUGUCAGGGCGACUCUGGCGGUCCCCUGAGCUGCUUCACUGACGGAGCUUGGAGGGUCCACGGUGUUGUCAGUUACGGUCCAGCUGGCAUGUGCAACCAGGUGACUAAACCCACCGUCUUCACCAGGGUCUCUUCCUUCCUUGACUGGAUCAACUCAGUUGUGCGUCAGUAGACAACACAGAGAUUUGUCCAAACUGUCAAAUAAAACAUGCAGCAAAUUUAA